UCUGGCCCCUGGGCCUUUCAAAUUCUCAAAAUUUUCGUGGUCCCUUUAUCUGAUUACAAAUAUUCUGACAUGGAGCGAAGAAAACUUCGGCUCUAGUUCAAGUGUCCUUAUCUUCCGGUAUCACCUUUUGCCCGUGCGUGCCACCAUGGCCAUAGACGAACAGCCAACUUUGAAACAGCGAUAAUCGUUUAUUCUGAAACGUCCACUUCUCGAGAUUUUAUUUGAGUCUAGAGUUCUGAGUUUUUUAGAGUCUUUCUUUCUAGAGUCUUUUCCCCCCAUUUCCUUGCUUUACAUCAGUAAUUUUGCAAAUGGCACUUGACGAGUCAACAAAAAAGAGUUUGAAGCAGAUUCCCUUGCUAAAGACAAAUGCGGGUCCAAGAGGAAUACAAUUGUCUUAUUACUUUUAUAAACAAUAACAAAGCAAAUGAUUCAGAUUGGUUUAGAUUAGAAUCUAAUUCGGAUGGGACAAGAUGGUUUGGAAAAUGUUGGACAUAUCACGAUAAAAUUAAAUAUGAAUUCGAUAUUGAGUUUGACCUUCCUGUUACAUACCCAAAAACUGCACCAGAAAUCGGUUCAAAUGUUCUAACAGUUUAUUUUAUUUUUUUAGCACUACCUGAAUUGGAUGGAAAAACUGCUAAAAUGUACAGAGGUGGAAAAAUUUGUUUGAGCGAUCAUUUUAAACCGCUCUGGUCUAGAAAUGCUCCAAAAUUUGGAAUAGCACAUGCUCUUUCACUUGGAUUGGGACCUUGGAUGGCUGUUGAAAUUCCGGAAAUGAUUGAGAGAGGGACAAUAACGAAACCUUAG
Molecule: messenger RNA, 804 nt
Organism: Meloidogyne enterolobii
Lineage: Eukaryota; Metazoa; Nematoda; Chromadorea; Rhabditida; Meloidogynidae
Source: the annotation of a GenBank genome assembly